Messenger RNA from Durio zibethinus, 1613 nucleotides. The record is from RefSeq and is a predicted model, not a curated record. Lineage: Eukaryota; Viridiplantae; Streptophyta; Magnoliopsida; Malvales; Malvaceae.
ACACAAGGCCAGAUGGCUCCUUGCUAUAGUUGGUAACGCCUCUGCCGUUUCUCUUUCUGUGAUUCGUGCAGUCCCGGAAUCCUCACCUGUCUGCGUAUUUAAAUACCAUCAAUCCCUCGCUCCAAUCUCCCCAUUCCUAUUCUCUCCUCUUUCUCUCGUUUCCCUCUUUUCGUCUUCUGUCUUUCUGUUCAUUUCUCUUUGUCUGUGGACUAACGACCAUGGUUGUCCUGUCACAGCCUGCAGCAUUAGACCAUUGCUCUUUGAUCAAAACAUGCAAGCCUACCAGUGUUUUCAAAGAAAUUCCAGUGAUAGACCUGAGGGACCCUGAAGCAAAGACCCUCAUAGUUAAGGCCUGUGAGGAGUAUGGCUUCUUCAAGCUGGUUAAUCAUGGUGUUCCAAUGGAAUUCAUGACCAGAUUGGAGGCUGAGGCUUUCAGGUUCUUUAAUCUCCCCCAGUCUGAGAAAGACAAAGCUGGUCCUCCUGACCCUUUUGGCUAUGGAAGCAAGAGAAUUGGAUCAAAUGGUGAUGUGGGAUGGAUUGAAUAUAUCCUUCUCAAUACCAAUCCUCAAGUCACCUCCCUCAAAACUCUUACCAUUUUCCGACAAAACCCUGAAAUUUUCCGCAGCUCUGCUGUGAAUGACUAUAUCCUGGCAGUGAAGAGAAUGGCAUUUGAAGUACUGGAAUUGAUGGCUGAUGGUCUGAAAAUUGAGCCUAAGAAUAUGUUGAGUAGGCUGUUAAGAGAUGAGAAGAGUGACUCAUGUUUCAGGCUAAACCACUAUCCACCUUGCCCAGAGCUACCGGUAUUGAGUGGUAGAAAUUUGAUUGGGUUUGGGGAGCACACAGACCCGCAGAUAAUUUCUGUCCUAAGAUCCAACAACACAUCAGGCCUGCAAAUAUGUCUGAGAGAUGGAACUUGGGUUUCAGUCCCACCUGAUCAGAGCUCCUUUUUUAUCAAUGUUGGUGAUGCCUUGCAGGUAAUGACUAACGGACGGCUGAGAAGUGUGAGGCAUAGGGUGUUGGCAGACUCAUUGAAAUCAAGAGUUUCAAUGAUCUAUUUUGGAGCACCACCUUUGAAUGAAAGGAUAGUGCCUUUAGCCUCCCUGUUGGCAAAAGGCGAAGAGAACUUGUACAAGGAGUUCACAUGGUCGGAAUACAAGACUUCUGCGUACAAGUCAAGGUUGGCUGAUCAUAGACUUGGCCCUUUCGAGAAAACUGAAACUGACGGCCAAUGAUGUAGUCGAAAUUCCCCCAUUUUAAGAGCUUUGCCAUAGUUAAAAACAGGUCCCAAGAAGUUUAUUCUACUUGCACUAGAUUGAAAUCAAAUAGGUUGUUCUUUUCGCUUGAUUACUGUUUAAAUGUAACAACAACCAGCCCCUCUACCAUCAGUGCAAGUUUAUCAUCAUGUCAUCAUGUCUACUGUUUAGAAGCCAUCUGAAAUUCCAUAUGUGACCCUAAAAGUUAUAUACAUGUUCCAUUUGCCUUUGUUUUUCCACUUUCCAACUUCCUUGAUAUUAUUGGACAAACUACUUCUAGUAUCAGUCUCCUCUGACAAAAAAGGGAAGAAAGGAUUCGUUUCGACGAUAUGGGAUUUUGAAUCUUGCUUUAACAUCUGC